This is a messenger RNA of Pomacea canaliculata, 1806 nucleotides long. RefSeq lists its product as uncharacterized. The record is from RefSeq and is a predicted model, not a curated record. Bases 37 to 801 code for a protein of 254 amino acids. Lineage: Eukaryota; Metazoa; Mollusca; Gastropoda; Architaenioglossa; Ampullariidae. The transcript has 5 exons.
AUUUUGUCGUGUUAGUCGUGCGAAGAUCUCUUUCAGAUGGAGAUAUGCUUCAACACUCGGCUGUGUUUUCUUUUAUUUCAUGCAUUAUUGGUCACUCAAACAGUCUCCAAAGAAUGUUCAGAAACAUGUGUCAAGCUGGUGCUUGCCAAUAAAAAGCAUAAGGACAAUGUGGUUGAAGUAAACAAGGACAGUUACGUCAACAUAAGCUUUGUGUUAACAACAAAGAAGUGUCCCACCAAGCAGGACUGGCUCCGAGUGAAAAUCUUAAAACCUGGAGAAAGCCUUGGCACACCAAUAUGUACAUUUGUUUUUCAAAAAGGUACUUGCACUACGACAGAUUUGUCUUUGAUGUGCAACUGUUUGUCCGAAGGACAAAAGGAGGGUUGGAUGUACAAAAAAGUCAGUCGAUCGGAGGAUUCGUUUAAACUGGAACUGAGCACCUCCCUUGAAUCUGCAACAACACAGUGCCUGUUUGUAAAUGUUACAGGACACAGUACAGAAGACACAAUGACAUCCGGAACAGUAGAGAUCAUUGGGAUAUGCUGUGCUCUGGGGACCUUCCUGGUUGUCGUGUGUGGUGGUGUCAUCUUUCUGAAAACACGUAAAUAUGGAGGAAACACAGGUAAACAAACUAACCAUGGAGGUGUCAUACGUUACCAGGCAUCGCCGAGUACAGAAACCACUGAAGUGCGACCAGCAGAUCAGGCUGAAUCAUCGGAAGAAACUAAAUACUACGAGCCUCUGUUUCCUAUGGACCUGGUACUGAGAAGUCUGAAGACUCAGUUUAAGAGUGAAGCCUAGUAUACUAUUAUACUUCACAACAACUUGCUCGUCCUGGACUUCAGUAUUAUCCAUAGGACUGAGACAGCAGACACUUAUACUUUAUCAUUAAAAUGAGCGAUGAUAUGGCACAGUAAAACCUGGUUCUUUCUCUCUCUCUCUGUCACAUGUCUUACAUAUAUAUACUUAAAAAUAGAGGAAACGUAAGAAAAAGGCAAGUAUUUUAUUAACAAAUCAGAAUGUGUGUGUGUCUGUGUAUGUAAGUCUAUUUGAAUUAAAGAGAAAAUAUAAUAUAAAAUUGUAAAUGGUAUCUUCAAUGUUAGCUUAUAUUUUUUCAAUGUAUUUUAUCCAAUGUUUCUUUCAUUACCUUGUUUUCUUACUAUUUGCUGAACUACGGCAGUAGAAAAUAUUUGUACACAAAAUAUUGUUAACGGGUAUGCAUAGAUAUGAGUAGUUUUGUACUAGUUCUUACACACUUGGACUAACUGUACAAAUUUUGCAUUUGUAAUGACGAUGUGUAACGAUGAAUUAUUAGUGUUCAUAAGGAUGAUCAAACUUUAAAUGCAAGUAUAUCCAGACACACAGAAACACAAACCAAAGUCCAAGAGACAAAGCUAUAUGUCAAAUAUUACCUUCUUUCUGUGGAGAAUAUAUUAACACUUUAAUAAAUGAAUAUGUACUAAUUAUUCCAGAACUAAUUGCCCGACUAGUCUCUGGUUUCAUUAUUUGUUCUUAUAAAUUUGUAGUCAUUGACAGUGAAGCCAAUGUGUGCAAGUCCCUGCAAAUAAGUAUUCAUACUGAAUACCUAGCACAUCUAUAUGUACAUCCUGAAAUGUUCAAUUUCAAAAUGUUGAUAGGAUUUUAGAAACUAUUUUCUUAAAAGUCUGUAACCUAUGUUUGUUUGCAUGUAAAUAACAUUCAAUAACAUACUAGCAAUAUAACAGAAUUUUUUAAAAUAAUGUAUUGUUAAUGUUUAAUGUUAAUCAAGCAUGCAAUAAUUGGAAAGAAAGAAAAUAAAAAGAAAUA